Messenger RNA from Nycticebus coucang (slow loris), 1751 nucleotides. RefSeq names its product mono-ADP ribosylhydrolase 2 (gene MACROD2). Gene Ontology annotation, biological process: DNA damage response; peptidyl-glutamate ADP-deribosylation; purine nucleoside metabolic process. NCBI's taxonomy places the organism in Eukaryota, Metazoa, Chordata, Mammalia, Primates, Lorisidae. Gene Ontology annotation, cellular component: nucleoplasm. Gene Ontology annotation, molecular function: ADP-ribosylglutamate-[protein] hydrolase activity. The record is from RefSeq and is a predicted model, not a curated record. Bases 271 to 1695 code for a protein of 474 amino acids. The transcript has 19 exons.
GUUAGGUUAGCGCGAGGCGUGACCUAGUUGACAGGCUCUGAGGUGCUUCUGUGGCAGCGGCCGCUGGGCUGAGGCGGGUGGGAGCCGGAGCUGAGAGCAGGCUGAGGGAGGAGGGCGGCGACUGCAGAGCGACGAGUAGCGCGGGACGCGAAACCUCUUUCACUUUUUCCCUCCCGAGUGCCCCCUCCCACCCCUCCCACUCCACACACACCCUGUUUGCCUGUGAGCCUGGGGAACUUGCAGCUUAAAGCCAGCCACCCCCACGGCAACAUGUAUCCCAGCAACAAGAAGAAAAAGGUGUGGAGAGAGGAGAAAGAACGUUUACUGAAGAUGACCUUAGAGGAGAGACGUAAAGAAUACCUAAGGGACUUUGUUCCCCUGAACACCGUUCUGUCAUGGAAGGAGGAGAUGAAGGGCAAGAACCAAAAUAAUGAGGAAAAUACUCAGGAAAUAUCAGAGGUGAAGAAAAGUUUGAGUGAAAAAGUUUCUCUCUAUAGAGGUGACAUCACAUUGCUAGAGGUAGAUGCUAUAGUCAAUGCGGCAAAUGCCAGUCUUCUUGGAGGAGGAGGUGUGGACGGCUGUAUUCAUAGGGCAGCUGGCCCCUGUUUGCUAGCUGAAUGUCGUAACCUGAAUGGCUGUGACACUGGGCAUGCAAAAAUCACAUGUGGCUAUGACCUACCUGCAAAAUAUGUCAUUCACACCGUAGGGCCCAUAGCCAGAGGCCAUAUUAAUAGUUCCCACAAGGAAGACCUUGCAAAUUGCUAUAAAUCAUCUCUCAAGCUGGUGAAAGAAAAUAACAUCCGCUCAGUUGCAUUUCCCUGCAUCUCCACAGGCAUUUAUGGUUUUCCAAACGAGCCUGCUGCAGUCAUUGCCCUCAGCACCACUAAAGAAUGGCUGGCCAAGAAUCACCAUGAGGUGGAUCGGAUCAUCUUCUGUGUCUUCUUAGAAGUUGACUUCAAAAUCUACAAAAAGAAAAUGAGCGAGGUUUUCCCUGUUGAUGAUAAUCAUGAAGAAGAAGACAUUGAGAUGAAAGAAGAUUCAGAAGGGUUGGAGCCAAAAGGCCUCUCUCCACCCCAUGAGAAGAGCAAAGCAAAGAAGCCAGAAAGUUCAAAGGACUCUAGUGAGGAUGAGACUGGUCCAGAGGAAAAGCAAAGUGCAGAAGAAAUGGAAGGGCAGAGCCAAGAAGCAGAUGGAGUCAACACUGCCACUGUGCCCAGCCCCGCUUCGGAAGAGGCAGUGGAAGCCUGUAAAGAUGAAGAUUCUGCAAAGGAUGACAAUAUUACAAAAGACAAUGAAGCUACAGAUCAUUCUGUGUGUGACCAAGAUCAUCCCAAUGGACAAGAGAAUGAUUCAAUGAAGAAUGAAAUAAAAAUUGAAACAGAGUCCCAGAGCUCAUAUAUGGAAACAGAAGAACUUUCAUCAGACCGGGAAGAUGCUGCAAUUGUGGAUCAACCGCAAGUGAUUCCACUAACAGACGACCAAGAAGAAGAAGAAGAAGAAGAAGAGAAAGGCGAGGACACACUUAGAAUGUCUGGGAAAAGGGAAGGCUCCAGUGACAUGGAAAACACUACAGGUCCUGAUGUGGAAAUGAACAGUCAAGUUGACAGUGUAAAUGACCCAAUGGAGAGUCAGCAAGAAGGUCAACUAACAGGGACACAAGAUGAAGAAAAGGAGCAAAGGAAUGGAACUAAAUGACAACACUCGGCAUUUCAAGGCCUCUCCUGGCCCUGGGGGAGUUCGGGAAGAUAGCA